UUGACGUUUUACCGGGUCUUAGGAAUGUUAUUGAUUCACAAAACAUGUUGUCGAAAUACCCAACCAGCAAAUCAAAAAACCAAACACUCCAGUCAGUACUACUCUAAUACAGCGAUGUUGAUGUCCAGAUGACGUAUGGGUAAAUCCCACAUUUCAUUCAUACCAAUUUUAUUACUAGAAGCGCAAUUAUUCACCUCACGCACUUACAAGGAGGUCCAUAGUCUUACUAUUCCUCAGUUAAUUAUUAUAGAAUCGUGAAAAUGGGGUUUGGAGAGUCAAAAGAAGUGAUAAAAUACUAUAGAAAUGAUUGUGACGACCAGAGGUCAUCAAAUGUUGAGAUGUACAAGAAAAUCAAACCCCAAAUAAUCGACGAAUUCCUAGCCCAUAUUAUCCAAUGGAGACCAGAAUGGUUGACCAAUCCGGAAUACAAUACAGAAUCGCCACGAAUCCUAGAUCCCGUACCAGUGGUAUCAACAUCAUUGUGUUACGAAAAUUUUGAUGAUUAUGUUGAAGCAAUGUUUCCACUUCUGCUCCUGGAAUUUUGGCAUGUCCUCAAAAAAGAUCUUGAGACCAGAAAAGUCGUGUCUGAUGAGAAAGGAAACGUGAAGAGCAGAGAUAUAAAAGAAGAGGAUAAAAAAACUUCUUCCAUGGAACGAAGGGCAUCAGUUGAUCUUGUUACAAUUUCUCAUGAUAAUAAAGAUCAGACUUCGAUCCUGACAUUGAUUACGUGCAAUGGACACAGUGACAUUGAUCCAAUUCGAGGGGAUCUCGUAAAAUUCGAAUGGAAUCGAGAACAGGUAUUUGGAUAUGUCGAGGAGGAUGAGACGUUGCAAACAUAUGAGCAUUUAGGUCUUUCAGGAAAGUUCAAAAUAAAAACUAGGCGAUUGAAACAUUUCUCUCUAAAGAGAAAUUUCCUGGUGACUACAGUUUUGUCAGUGUCGCCUUAUCUGAGAUUUGUUAAGGCAAUGCAGGAUCUGCCAAGGUCUUGUCUUUUUGACACAGUAAUGAAGCCCAGGGUUGAGGAUUACGAGAUCGCCGAUGCCCUUCGUACCAGUGUCUUUCCCUUGAUCACAGGGCACGUGCUCAAUCACAAGCAGAUGGAUAUCGUUGCGAGAGUUGUCGCAACCGCCACUGAGCAAGCUCCGAAGAUUUGCUUGAUUCAGGGGCCUCCGGGGACUGGAAAAUCCAAAGUCAUUCUCAAUAUUAUUUGCGAGAUUCUGAACAAGAAGUCUACUAAAAUUCUACUGUGUGCUCCAUCCAAUCGAGCUAUUGAUGAACUCGUGGGAAAUUUUCUUACCGUCCAGAAGGCGAAUAAAAAUCUCAAGCAUUUUUCGAUUGUUCGAGUCGGAUGUAUCGAUAAAAUGGGGGAUGAGGUCCAAGAAGUGACACUCCCACAUCUCGCGCAGAUGUCAGAAUUAAAGUCCGAAAAAAGGAAAUCUAAAGAUGACAUUCUGCGAACAUCUGACGUAAUUGCCACAACUUUGUCUUCGUCUUAUUCAUUCCAAAUGGAAAGAAUCUUUGAGAAUGAUGAUAUACCAGUGUGCAUCGUGGACGAGGCAGCCCAAUCAACAGAACUAGGAACUUUGAUCCCUCUGAUGCUUGGGGUACGCACUCUGAUCCUCGUGGGGGAUCCAAAGCAAUUACCUCCCACAGUACUAUCGCCGCAAGCCAAAUUUCAUGGCUUCGACAAGUCUCUGUUCUACCGGGCUAAGGAAAACUUCGACCUCCAACAAGGUAACCCAAUCCUGAUGCUUGAUACCCAGUACAGAAUGGUGGAAGAUAUUGUCAGCUGGCCCAACAAUUUCUUCUACCAAGGCAGAUUAAAGACUGGAUCCAGCGUUCCUUCAUUGCCAUUUCACAACUAUAAACUCCUCCAUCACUCCUCCCACCAAAAUCAGACAGAUUUUAAUCACGGAGAAGCUCAAUUGGUUGUGAAUUUAAUAAUGGGACUGUCAAUGGAAAUUGUCAAGAAUCCUGCCAACGAGGAUGUCAGUAUUGGAAUUAUAACUCCGUAUCGAAGGCAGAGGGAAGUGAUUCUGAAUUUAUUGAAGUUUCGCUGUAAGAGGUAUGCGCCUGCUAUAAAGAUUGUUACGAUUCCUAAACCAAAAGAUCUCGAUAAUAAUUUUGAUGGAAAGAAGGCCCCGAAAGAAGGAAUAAAUAAUUCAAAUACUGUUCAAAUACCUGAUGGGAGUGACUUCGAGGACUGGGAGGAGCUGCUCCUGGCAGAAUCUCAGGAAGAGGAAGCUGGUGUGCAAAAAGAAGCGCUGAAGGGACGAAGGGGUAGGAAGUCUGAGCGCAAAAUUGAGGAAAAAACGGGAAAAGAAAGAAUAAUUAUCGAAGGAGAGGAAGAAUUAAAUUCUCUGUGCUCAGCACUGAAAUCAGUGCAACUACAAGAUACCCGGAAGAAGGAUAAAAAUGAAGAGGAAUUGGAGAAACCAAAUGACGGGAAAUCUCAUGAGAAAAUUGAAGGACAAGAGGAAGAAGAGAGAAUAGUGGUCCAAGGAGAAGACGAAUUAAAUUCUGUGUCCUCCAGACUAAAAGUACUAUCAGUGCAACCUAUCCCGAACAAGACACAGAAAGAGGCGUCGAAGAGACGAAAUUUUCAAAAAACGAAAAGGAUGGAAAAGGAAGCGGAAGUGAUGGAAUACAUUACAAUAGAAGUAAUGGAAAAACCGAGUCCCUUGUACUUGAAAUUAAAAUCAAUUCAAGUGAACACGGUGGACAGCUUCCAGGGCCAGGAACGUGAUAUCAUUGUCAUGUCCUGUGUCAGGAGCAAAGGCAUUGGAUUUGUUAAUGAUCCUAACAGACUUUGUGUGAGUCUGACGAGGGCAAAGCACACUAUGCUGCUUUGUGGUAAUUUUGGUACCUUUAAAAAGAAUGCUAUGUGGAAGGCACUUCUGAGAGAUGCUACCUCUCGUAAUGCUUCUGUCGAGAUAAAUGCCAAUGCUAGUAUUGCUAAUAUUAUGAAGCAUGUGAUUGCUGAGAAGAGUCAGGACGACAAAGAUAUAUUUUUAUGGUGAAAAUUCACUUUGCGGUUGAUUUUCAAGGUUUACGUUUAUGUUCGUUUCUACUUUUUCAAGGUAAGCAUUUGCCUGAUAAUUGAUAUUCCUCAUGAUGAUAUUGAUCUUUAUUAUUGAUAAUGACGUGAUUAUUACUGUGAACAUUGUGAUCAGAUAAAUAAAAUUACUA
Fopius arisanus is the source of this 3189-nucleotide messenger RNA. Its product is annotated as regulator of nonsense transcripts 1 homolog. Lineage: Eukaryota; Metazoa; Arthropoda; Insecta; Hymenoptera; Braconidae. Gene Ontology annotation, biological process: termination of RNA polymerase II transcription. The record is from RefSeq and is a predicted model, not a curated record. Gene Ontology annotation, molecular function: helicase activity; transcription termination site sequence-specific DNA binding. The transcript is spliced from 2 exons. The coding region runs from base 261 to 3020 and encodes 919 amino acids. Gene Ontology annotation, cellular component: nuclear body.